Molecule: messenger RNA, 1886 nt
Organism: Tripterygium wilfordii
Lineage: Eukaryota; Viridiplantae; Streptophyta; Magnoliopsida; Celastrales; Celastraceae
Product: nuclear pore complex protein Nup50-like
Exons: 9
Coding region: 114-1541 (475 amino acids)
Biological process (GO): intracellular transport
Source: RefSeq, a predicted model, not a curated record
GGAAGAAAAAAGAGUCCUUUCCGAGAGCCUGAAACGAAAGGCGAAAGAAAAAAGAAAAGAACCCUAAAUUUUUAGCUUUCUAGCAGCUUUUCAAUCCCGGUGCCACCGGAAUCAUGAGGGGAACGAAACGGUUCGCUUCAUCAGAAUCUGUGGAGGAUACGAACGAUACAGUUGUCAACAACAAAAGAAUAUUGGCGGGAUCUCUUUUUGAUGUUCAUAGGGCAGAACCAUCCCAACAAAAAUCAUUGGCAGCACCAGUUUUGGAUGUGCAACGGGCUGAAUUGUCUCGACAGCAUGUCAGAGCUCUCAAUACCCAGUUUGCAAGUUGGGUGCAAACACAGUUGAUAAAUCAUCCCGAUGAACUAUGGGAAGAUGGUGUUCGAGACUACGUUCUUCAUGCUUCUAACAUUAUGGAUGAGUUCAGGGACAUUGUCAGCUGGCUCAAAGCAAAUGUAGCUAAAGCAGGAACUUUGACUGCAUCUGAAUCUCUUACCAGUGGAGAAAAGCUUGUGGCUGAAACUACGAACAAAGAAACGACAUUAGUAAAGGAGAAAAGUGGGUAUACUCCAGUGAGUAGCAAUGCAAGCUUUACAGCUUCAUGGAGCUCUGGAGUUUUCUCCAGCAGCCAAAGUUCUGGACCAUCCUCAAACAGUCAUAGUGCCGGAUCGUUCUCCAACAGUCAAAGCUCUGGAAUGUUCUCCAACAGUAAAAGUUCUGGAUUCUUCCCUAAUAAUCAAAGCUUUGGAUUGUUCUCAAACAAUCAAAGCUCUGGGGGAUUCUCAAACAGUCAAAGUUCAGGAUUGCUCUCCAAUGGUCAAAUCUCAGGAGGGUUCUCCAAUACUCAAAGCACUGGACUAUUCUCAAACAGUCAAAGCUCGGGCUUGUUCUCCAACAAUCAAAGCUUCGGAUUGUCAUCCAGUAACAACAAUCAAAGCUCUGCAGCAUCGUCCAGUACUCAAAGCUCUGGAUUAUUCUCUUUUAGUCAGAGCUCUGGAGUAUUCUCCAACAGUGGUAGCUCCACAGCAUUAUUUAACAGUCAAACACCUGUCUCAUUCGGAAGUACAAGCUCUGUUCCCAUAAACACUAAUGCAUCAGAUGAUGGCGAGGAUGAAAAUGAUUUGCAGCGGCCAAGCAGUCCAUCUGUAAAGAAGGCUGAAGAAAAGGGCAUUGUUGUAGUCCAUGAAGUUAAAUGCAAGCUCUAUGUCAAGUCAAGUGACCCGACAGAUAAAGACACAUGGAAAGAUAAAGGCACAGGUCAGCUUUCCAUUAAAUGCAAGGAGGAAGUUAGCAAGGGCACAAAAGAAUCCAACCCAACAAUUGUUGUUCGAAACGAUGUGGGAAAGUUGUUGCUUAAUGCUUUGCUGUAUUCAGGAAUCAAGACAAGAUUACAGAAGAAUUCUCUAGUAGCUAUAUUUCAUACUUUGGAUGAUAAUGGUGGCAAUGACAGUGUUGUGGCACAUACAUUCUUGAUUAGGACGAAAACAGCGGAGGAAAUAAACAAGCUAGCAACCGCCAUCCAAGAAUAUGCACCUUCAUUAUGAUAAGUAUCUAUCACUGCAACAUCUUGUAACCUUGAACUCUGACAAAUGUGAUUUAGUUUUGGAAAAUUUUCACUUUUCCUUAUAUGUAUUCACCGAAAUAUCUCCAUACCUUAUAUUGCGAUGAAGCCAGACAGAAAGUUUAUUUAGCUGGUGUGGGGACUAAAAAUAAUCGGGGAAAUUUUCUUGAUACCCGGCUACAUGAAAUUGUGGUCUAGAGGAGCUGCAGUACUGGUACCAUAUGAUAGUGAAAUGAUUUCAUGAAGCUAUGAAAAGUAUAAACAAAAAUUCCUUCAUGAGUUUAAUGAUCAUUUCCAGUUGGCUGUUUGAUUGGCUCUCUUAUGAUUA